GGAGGGGAGAGGGAAGGGGGGUAAAGUACAUGGAUGACGCGCAGGGCCGCAUGCAACAUCAUCAUCAACUGCUUGAUGCGGCAGGGCAACACAGAGGGGCAGCCAUGUACCCUCCUCACCUUGGUCCUAACCAGCCUUCUCUUCAUCAUCAUCCUUCUCAGCAUCACCAGUUGAGCCAGCAGGAGCAGCAGCAGAUGAUUGGGGGAAUGUCGCAGCAAGCGAUGUGUGAUGGAGGCAUGAAGGGAGGAGGGCUUGUCGCAAUGAGAGAACAACAGCACGCUGAAAAUCGGCCAGGGGCAAGAGGAGGAGGAGGAGGAGGAGGAGGGCACAUGCAAGGCGGUGACACCUGGCAGCAGCAGCAGCAGCAGCAGCAGCAAGCGCGUUUGUUGUCGUUGCAGGGUGUGCAACAGCCGCAACACGCGCUACUAAACGCCGAGAUGCAAUGGGGAGGGGGAGGAGGAGGAGGUGGUGGUGGCGGUUCAGGUUCACAUCCUCCUCAUCACCAUCAGGGCAAUCCAAGUUUAGCAACGGGCGAUGACGUGGCAGGGAACUAUCAUCAACAUCAUGAUCCAUCUAAUCACCCCCCUUCACAUGCUUCUCAGCCUCUGCAUUCAGCGAUCAUGCCUGGAGCAGGGUACAGUUCCAUUGCACCCACUCUACAACACCAGCACUCGGCAUCCAUGGAUGCUUAUGCCCAACGGCAGCAAGGGACAGUCGGUCAGAUGUCGCAGUACGAUCAUUCGCAACAGGGGGCCGCGUACGUUGAUAGUAAUCAACAAGUUUGGGGAGACGUGAGCGGUGGAGGGGUAGGAGGAGGAGGUGGCGCUUGGAAUCAGGCCGCGAUGGAGCAAUGGGGGGGUUAUGGUUAUCAACAGAUCGGGUACGGUAGUAACAGCUAUGGCAAUUUCACCUCUGGCAGUGUCGAGAGCGAGUGGGCGGCCAAGGCUCGUGCCUGGGCGGCUGCCAAGGCUGCUCUCGAAGCCCAGACCCAGGGCCAGCAGCAGCAGCAGCAGCAGCAACAGCAGCUGCAACACCAGCAGCAGCAGCAACAUCACCAGCAACAUCAGCAGUUGUUGGGGUCGCAGGAUGCCAUGCAAAUGCACCAUCAGCGAUAUCCUUAUGAUGCGGAGCACCAUCGUCAUCAUCCUCACGAUCAUCCUUAUCAGGUUCAGCACUAUGAAUUUCAACAACAACAACAACAACAAGAGCAGCAGCACGAGAUGCACCUAGGGCAGGACUUCCUUCCUCCUAGUCACGUACAAACGUCUGCCGCUGGCCUUGCUCUCCAGCAGCAGCAGCAGCAGGUUCCUCCUGGGCAAUCCCCCAAAUCCCCUGUCUCGCAAAUGACUUUGCACGGAUCCCACGAGGUAAACCACCAACUUCAACUGCAUCAUGCCUCGCCCGCCGGCUCUUCCGCCGGGUUUCAUCUGGAUGGAACGGGGCAGCAACAGCACCAACACCAGCAACAACGGCAGCAUCCGCAAGUGCAGAGUGAUGGCGCAGUUCAUCAACAGCAGCAGAGUCACUCAGGGGGAGAGGAUGGUGGGGGCCAACAGCAGCAGCAGCAGCAGCAGCAGCAGCAGCAGCAAUUGCAGGUGGGAGGACAGUAUCGCCACGACCAACAUAUGCAGCACGGCAAUGACUACGCACAUUCUAUGCGAAUGGGAGGGGCAGGGGCAACUCCCUCCUUCCUUGAUGAGCAGCAGCAGCACCAGCUAGAUCAAUCCCAAAUGGGAUUGGGACCGUCUGGGAUCCCGAUGGCACCAGCGUCGGCUGGAGGACCUUACCCCCUAGGAGGAGGAGGGGGUCAAGAGGCCGUUGGCGGUAUGGAUGGAGCAGAGGGAGGUGUCCUGCAGCAGCAGCAGCAGCAGCAGCAGCAGCAGCAGCAGCAGCAGCAAGCUCAACAUUCUGCAUCACAGAAUUACUACUCGUACCCUCCUCCUCCUGGUGGUCUUCUCCACCAUCAUCAUUUGACUCAUCCUCAUAAUCUUCAACCAUCUCAAGGAGCUGCCUCUUAUGACUACCAUUUGCUGCAGCAACAACAGCAGCAGCAGCAGCAGCAGCUCGAGUAUCAGGAUCCUGGGUCCGGAAAUCGGCUAAGGCAAGUAAUGGCGGAUGGUGUGGCGGGUGCUGUGGAAUUGCAGGGAAAUGAAGAGGCGGCUGCGUUCGGGGGGGGGGGGGCUCAUGCUAUGCAAACUGAUUUGGCUUGGCAGAGGAUGGCACCUGGGGCAGGAAUGCAGCAGUAUAGUGGUCCCCCUGCUGGUCCUGGGGUUAUGCCAAGUGGUCCCACAAUGGUCCCUGGCACUCCUGGAACUUCUAUCGGUGCUGUGGGGAUGAUGGGGCCGCUUGCCGAGGAGCAGGAGCAGGUUGCAAUGAUGGCGAACAGGAUGCAGGUACAUGGGAUGGCCGUCCCAUCGACGUCGGGACCGGCGUUUAUCCCGCCGGGAGGAGGGGGGGGUGUGGGUUUGGGAGAAUCUGCUGGAUUCCAUGCGGCGGCGGCGGCGGCGGCGGCGGCAGCAGCAGCAUCAGUCACAGCUGGAGCACCCGGUGGAACGACCUACGGUCUUGGAAUGGUUCCCGGUCCGUUCGAUGGUACUCGUGGAAUGAUGAUUGGUGGUCCCGCCGCUUUGGGACCUGAUGGGAAUGGUGGACUGCUGACAGCAGCGGUGGAGAGACCCAAAAAGCCGGCUGUUCCAUCUUGGCUGCGGGAGGAGCUCAUCAAGAAGCAACGGCAGGCGGGAACCUCGCUGGGAGGUGCGGUGGGGACCGCCGGGGGAUGCGGAGCAGGAGGAGGGCACAGUUCCGCGUACCAGGUUCAGGGCAAAGGAGCAUCGGGCGGGUCGGAGUCGGGGCUGCCAAGCGGUCUAGCUCACCGAGGAGGUGCCGCCGCUGCUGCAGGAGGGGCUUCCGUUCGUGAUCGGGAUCGGACUAAAGGGCCGGGGGACCCGGCAUCUGACGUCAGCGAUGACGUGGACAACGAGGAUGACGAGGAAGAGGACGAGGAUGAUGAAGAGGUUGCCAGGAUAGCCUCCAUUAACUUGGAGAUUAAGCGUAUCUUGACAGAAGUUUUGCUUAAGGUCACAGACGACCUGUUUGAGGAAAUAGCAAGAGAGGUUCUCGCGGAAAAGGAUGCGCCGAGUCCUUCCCCUCCUCUCCCUCCCGCUCUCCGAUCCCGUCCGCCGCAGUCCCCUCGGAGGAAGGGGACGGCGUCUGCCGCCGCAGUAACAGGCCAACAACCUGUGCCUUCGACGGGCUCGAAAGCGCGCGUAGUGCUAAUGGCCCCAGACGGAGGCAGACAACAGGCUUCGCGCACGACAGGCAGGAGUGCCACCAAGGGUAGUAAACGGAGCGCAUCAGGAUCGGCGGCUGGCAAUCUGUUAGGACUUGCCGAUUACGACACUGAUGAUGAUGAUGAUGAUGAGGAGGAGGAGGAGGAGGAAGAGGAGGAGGAGGAGGAGGAGGAGCAGGAGCAAGAUGAGGAGGCAGAGAACCGGGAUGAUGACAAGGACAAGGAGAAAGAGUGGGAAAAUGAACAUGGAAGAGGAGAGAGGGAGGACUCGGCGAUUAGCGAUCGAUUGGGGGAAAGGAAGGAGAGUGACGACGAGGAGGGUAUGGAUGAUAGGCCGAAAGAGGCAGUUGUUGACAGUGAUUUAAGGGAUAACGCAGGGGAGAAAGAGGGGGAAAAAUACAGGGCGAGGAAGGAGAAGACGAUGUAUUGGACAGAAGAGGAUGCGCAACAACAGCAGCAGUUGCCGCCGGUGAUGAAAAGGGCGGUAAGUACUGAUCUCGCCGAUGGCCGUUUUGAGCGGGCAAAGUACGGAAGGAUGGAGGAGGAAGGUAUUGGGGUGAAGGGGAGGGGGAAAGAAAGGGGAAGUUUCAGUAGACUCGGGGACUCCGCUGGACGGGAAGCGAGCGCCGCGGCAGAGGCACCUUCUGUAGAGGAUGACAUUACCUCUCUUUCCCGCCAUAACACAGAGGAAGGGGAGGAAAGGUCUUCGAGGAGAGGGGGGGACGGAGCGCAGAUGGCGAAGGGAACAGUCGCAAUGGAUCGUGAUGGUGACGAGGAGAGUGGUAGUGGUGGCGAUGGCGGCGAUGGCGGCGACAAUCGCGGGAGGAGUAGGGCUGCUAAUAGAGAUCGACGAGGGUACAUGAACACUGAAGAUUGUGAAGGCGUUGAAGGAGUGAGUAAUAGAGUAGAGAGUAGUCGAGAGGAGAGGGAGCAGAACGGGAGAAGGGAGAAGGAGGGGGAGGAAGGGGGUGCAGCGUUCAGGCGUGACGAGCAGACUCUGGCAGUAGCCGCAGCGGGAGGAGCAGAAGAGCUAAAUGAGGCACCAUCAAAAAGAGAGGAUGUGGCCAUGGCCGAAAUGCCGAUGGAAGAUGGAGGAGGGGAAGGACCUGCGGAGGGGGAGGGGAAAUUGAGAACAGCAGAUAGCUCUUGGGGAUCGGGAUUACAUAAGAACGGCGGCGGACGGUCUUGGGAGUCGGAGUUGAAUAAGAAUGGCGGCGAAGACGGGUUUAAGAGGAGGGGGGAUGGGAUUGGAGGAGGAGGAGGAGAGGGUUCGCGGCGGAGCUAUGAAGAGGAGGAAGAUCCGCAAGAAACAGCGGGAGAGGAAUCGAGACGAGGAGUAAGGAAGGAGGAGGAGGAGGAAGAGGAGGAGGAGGAGGAGGAGGAGGAGGAGGAGGACGAGCAGGGGGGGCAUGGGGAUAGGAGACGAAGAAGCAUUAUCGAGGGAGAAGAGCAGAAUGAGGCGGGUGGGCAUGGGAAAGGAGGAAGGGGCGGCAGUGAAAGGAAAUCGAGGGAGGAAAAGGAGAGAAGACGAGAAGGGAGAUCAAGAGAAGAAGGAGCGAGGGGAAAAGACAGGACGGCUAAGGCAAAACGGACUGGGGAGGAUGGGGAGAGAGAAAGAAGAGGAGAAGAGGAGAGAAGGGAGAAGAAGGAUCGCGUUUCGCGAGGGAAUCAUGCACGAGAAGUGAGAGAGGGGAGGGAAGGGAGAGAGGGGAGAGAAGGGGAGAGGGAUAGUCACAGUAGGAGCCGGCAUCAUGAUCAGGCCAGUCGUAGUCGGGUGGGCAGAAGUGGUGGCUAUCAGGAAGAGCAGGAGAGGCCGACAAAGGAGAAGACAGAGAGAGGGAGGGAGAGAGAGAGGGGGGCAGACGUCGAGAAAGGGAAAGAUAAAGGGAGAGGAAAGGAGAAACGUAAGCGGGAUCGAGAGCAGACUGAAAAGGUUCACACCAAGGGUAGAGAUAAAGCUCUGAGCGAGAGUGGCAAGUCGCUCAAGCGCCGUCAUAAAUCUUCUUCCUCUGGGAGCAGGAGGAGCCUCAGCAGUGAGAGCAGUGAUGAUGAUGGGCAUCAUCAGCAACGGCAGCGACGCGGCAGGAGUAGUCCGAGUCCUAAGAAGAGAAACGUCUCCAGGCGGUGGACGAGUACAUCUAGAUCGCCCUCGCCGUUAAGGAGUAGAAAGGCGAGUGUGAAGGGUAGGGGGUCCAGAUCGCGGUCCAGAUCGCGCUCAAGGUCGCCACGUGGCAAACAUUCGACGGGGUAUCACCAUCGCUCGCCAUCGGGAUCCCGCUCUUACGAGAAAGAUGGUGUUGGUAGGGGCAGGCAGUCCCGCUCUCCAGAGCGGAAACGAGGCAGAAGCUAGCAAAUUGCAACAGCAGCCGCCGCAGCCACAGCAGCCGCCUCAGCCACAGCCGCUGCUGAAGCAGCAGCAGCAGCAGAAGAAGAAGAAGAAGAAGCAGCAGCAGAAGAAGAAGAAGCAGAAGGAAAAGAAAGCAGCAACAGCAGCAGCAGAAGAAGAAGAAGAAGAAAAAAGGCAAACUGCAAUAGCAAUGUAGCAGCAGCAGCAGAAGAAGAAGACAAUGGCGAUGGCGAAGCAGAAGGAGGAGGAGGAGGAGGAGGAGGAGGAGGAGAAGAAGAAGAAGAAGAAGAAGAAGAAGAAGAGAUGAAAGGAUAUUGAGAUGAAUAGCAGCUUGCAAGGCAAAUGCGAGAGGAAAGAACGAGAGAACAUCUAUAUGCAUUUAUGCGUUCUGUCCUUUUUGUGCGAUCCUCUAGAAUGAAGGGCAAACACAGAAGCAAAACAAAUGCGCAUGAACGUG
Chara braunii is the source of this 6093-nucleotide messenger RNA. The record is from the annotation of a GenBank genome assembly. Lineage: Eukaryota; Viridiplantae; Streptophyta; Charophyceae; Charales; Characeae.